This is a messenger RNA of Amoebophrya sp. A120, 2469 nucleotides long. Lineage: Eukaryota; Dinophyceae; Syndiniales; Amoebophryaceae. The record is from the annotation of a GenBank genome assembly.
UCUAAAAGAAAACUGGUGUACAGGAGCAUGCUUCGCUUCACCAUACCAUGCGGGAAAAAUCUACUGUACAGAAACAAGUCGCGUGAUUUCGGCGGUCUGAAAGCUAGAAGUUGAGCCCUGAAAAAAUGUUUUUGCAGAACUCGCGAGCAUUUUUUUCGCAAGAAAAUGUCGCGGCUUUUUCUCGCUGGCGACGAUCUCCGCGCCGGAGAUCUCGCCGCGCGGGUUGUGAAGCCGAUCAGCCCAAGUGAAAAACUGUUUCCGUGCGUGAACGCUACAAAAGGCCAAAACUAGCCAUCGCAUCGAGUUGGAAAUUAGGGUUGCCAGCUUGCCCAAAUGCAUUAGCGGCUGCUUUCAAAAAGUCGGAAACCAAAUCAAACACAGCCGCCCACUGACUAGUCUCUCACCUAAAACGCAACUGCCUAAGUUCAUCAAUCGGCCGGGCAGGCUCAUUGUUGUAUCCUCCUCGGUGUGUCUUCUGUCACAUGUCCCCGCCCAGAAAUACGCGCAAUGCGGCGCAGGGUCGGCACACCUUGGCGCCCUUGUCCCGAAAUUUAAUAGCGAUGCAUGUUGUGCCGCGGUCGCUAUGAGUCGAGGGGGCGACAGGCGAAGGCUUUCCGGGAAGAAUUUUAAAGACGCUAGCUGGUUAGAGAAAGCUACUGCAGCGCCGUGAGUCCGGAUCUCACUAGCGAUACCAUUCCGGGUAGAUAUAUUCACUCGGCAGCACCCAAAAAGGCAGCAUUUUUUUUUUUUUCGAAGCCGCGUUUCUUUUCAAUUUUGCAUGACAAAAAGUGGUGAUUUGUACGUGUACAGGAAAUUUACUAUGGAUAUGUUGAUCAACGUGGUGAACCGGGAAGACGGGCAAUGCACUACCAUCCGGUUUAAACGCGGAAAGGACUGCAAGGACUGCGCGUUUGAAAUCAAGGUCGACGGCGUGGAGAAGUCCGGUUUCAUCAACGUCAGAUUCGAUGCGGACGGAGCGCCCGAAAUUUCCGCGUACGAAAAGUGCGGAACGACGGACUGCUGCGCGUUCCGCACGAGUUUCGAUCCGGACACGGGAGAUUCCACCUUCUGUGACGACGCUCCCUGGGACUGCAACUACCGACUGGCCACCGGGAACAUGCCACAGGAUUUGGAAGAGGGGCAACUAGUGGUGCGGAUGGUGCCAUUGUACAUCGGCUUGAUCUUUCUCUUCCUCUUCUGGCCGUCGAUUUCCAUCUGGAACAUGAUUCAAGACAACAAGUACAUGCAACGAUUGCAAUAUGGAGAGAAAAAAGGUUGUCACAGUUGUCGCUAACUUGCAGGUUUUGCAUUACAAAUUUUCUCAGCAUCACAAACUUUCCUUGUAUUGCAGAAACAUCACUAGGGAAAUCCCUAAUGAAGUUUGGCUGUGAUGCAUUUUUACGCAUGACAAACAAUUUUGUAUUGCAAGAAUGCGCAUGAGUGAUCGCGACGAACUUUUUUUCUUUGAUAUGCAAGCAAACUUGGAGAAACGAACAAGUUUCGGGCAGAACAACCCAGACGCUGGGCAUCACGGGCGAACGACGGGGAGUCGGAGCGGAAGCCGAGGCGGAAACCGACCGAUUGAGAACGUGUGAUGCUAGAAUUGCAUCAGGUUGUCAGAAUUUGUUUCAUCCAAAAGUUGUAGUGCUGAGUUUUAGCGGAUCAUGCGGGUUUUGGUUUAUUGUUAGAAGCGGAGGAAUUUUUUUCUUACAAAGUCUAAGUCAGUGAAAUGAAAAUUUUGUUUGUUUGUCGAUUACACGAAUUUAGGAGUCCAACUUCGGUUGGAGAACCAAGAGCGCUUUAAGUUUUAACAUGAUUACAAAUGCAUAUUUUUUUUUCAGAUUAUUCUUAACAUGAUUACUUUACAGUACAGUUUUGCAGUUUCAAUUUUCACAACAACUGCGCAUUUCGAAUUCAGAAAGUCAUUUUUAAGGUCCUCUCGGAUACCCUUCGUGAGAGACAUUCUUUUUCUUCUAAGAAAUCGCCGACCCUUAAGACAGAACCCCGACUCUCAACCCAAGUACGCAAGACGAGUUUAUUCCCCUCAUGUCUAACAUAAUUCAGUAGAGCAGUCCCCCCCAAAUUUGAUUCGGUACUAGCAGAGGCAGAGAUGGUAUCCCACCUGCUAGGUUGACCGAUCAUAUUGCAGAGGUGGAAGUGGCGAAAGGCGGUGUAGAGUGUGUGGUGGACUAUAUCUGAUUUACAUCACGUUGCAGCUGCAGGAGCAAGGACCGCCACACUUAGCACGAGUACUUAGCAAGCAAAGUUAGCGCAUUACACGAUCAGACAAGUACAAAAUCGCAACUUUUCUUUCAGGAGGAGCCACGAUUACGAUUAGAAACUCAAAGUUUCCUCCGAACUUCGACGAGAUCCCUUCACCUAUGGAAACAUGAAAACAAAAAUCCACAAGAAGAACAAACGCCACCUUCCUCAGUACCGAUCUUCGUCCCCAGAAGAUGUUAAAAUCGC